Acanthosepion pharaonis is the source of this 1290-nucleotide messenger RNA. Lineage: Eukaryota; Metazoa; Mollusca; Cephalopoda; Sepiida; Sepiidae. The record is from the annotation of a GenBank genome assembly.
AUGACGGAUAAGGGUUGUUAUGUAUUUACACUAUUGCCCGAAGGCGAUGAUCCUAUUUUUCCACAUCUUCAUCAACGCGAUGUCCGCCGUCACCCAUCUCUCUCACCCGACGACCUUCCUUUCAACAGACCAAUCUUAGGCUUCGCCAUUUUUACCUUUUCUUUAAGCAAUCAUUCGUCUCUCUCUCUCUCCCCCUUUCUCUUUAUCUCCUUCUCCCCUUCUUCUUCUUAUUAUCAUUCUUCUUUUCUUGUUGUUCUUGUUGUUUUUUUUGUUCUUCUUCUUCUUCUUCUUCUUCUUCUUCUUCUUCUUCUUCUUAUUAUUAUUAUUAUUAUUAUUUCUUUCUGUAAGACAGAGGAGAGGGAAGGGUUCCUGACCUGCAGCCGCUUUAAGCUUGUUAUGUUGUCAAUAUCAUUACCAAAACGACCCCGUUAUAUUAAUGCCUUGAUUCACUAUUUCCCGCCAUUUCUAUCUAUUUCCCGCCAUUUCUUGACACUUUCCCGCCAAUUCCAUUUUUAUUUACUGUUCACGCUUCCCUCUCACUAUUUAAUUCCCGCCUUUUCUAUCUACCUUCCGCAUUUUCUCUUACUCCUCACUCUCUCUCUCUCUCUCUCUCUCUCUCUCUCUCUCCAUUUCUAUCUUCCCUCCUUUCUUUCAUUUUCUCACGGAAACCAAACAGUGUCCUUUCAUGCUAUUCUUCCGUUCCUCUCUAUUUUCACACCUUGUGUCCCUCCUUCUUUCUUUCUGUCUCUCUCCUUUUCUCUCUCCUCUUCGUUAUUCUCUUUUUACAUCUCUCUUCUUUUAUUUUCCUCUCUCAUUUCUUUUUCCUCGUUCUUUCUCUCUCUCUCUCUCUCUCUCUCUCUCUCUCUCUAUCUAUCUAUCUAUCUAUCUAUCUAUCUGUUUCCAUUGCUCUCUCUACUGCUUUUUCUUCUCUCCGUUUGUUUUUUCCCGUUUUUAUAUCACUCUCACUUUUUUCCUUUACGAUUUACUCCCUCAUUCAUUCCCCACAUCUCUCUCUCUCUCUCUCUCUCUCUGACUCUCUUUCUUUUCUCCAUUUUCUUCUCUUUGUCUCUGUUGUUUUUUCCAUUUUCUGCCCUUUCACCUCGUUACUCACUCUCUCUUUUUAUUGAAAAUUUUCCCCUAUCAAUUUCCUCCCCUUUUUUCUUUCUCUCUCUCUCUCUCUCUCUCUCUCUGUUUCAUUUCCCAUUCUAUCACUUUCAUUUGCUUUCGUCUUUACUUCUAGCCAUCAUUUUUUCUUUUUUCCUCCUCUUUUUCAUUUUUUAUUUGUCUUAA